Cynara cardunculus var. scolymus (artichoke) is the source of this 2232-nucleotide messenger RNA. RefSeq names its product mitogen-activated protein kinase kinase kinase 1-like. Gene Ontology annotation, biological process: protein phosphorylation. NCBI's taxonomy places the organism in Eukaryota, Viridiplantae, Streptophyta, Magnoliopsida, Asterales, Asteraceae. The transcript has 9 exons. The coding region runs from base 36 to 1913 and encodes 625 amino acids. Gene Ontology annotation, molecular function: ATP binding; protein kinase activity. The record is from RefSeq and is a predicted model, not a curated record.
GCGAAUUCUCGAGAGAGAAACCAAGGAAGAAGAACAUGUACACGAAGCAAAAGCGGUUAGGGCGGAGGCUUGAACGAAUAAAUGCAUUCAAAAAUGCCGAUUACGACGCUUCUACAUCGUCGUCAUCAUCAUCAUCAUCUUUGUCGUUGUUUGAUAUGCCAUCAGCUCAUGGAACUCAAUCACGUGAUGCUUCUUUGUUUUCUGAUGUAAUUAAUUAUCGAAUUGAAGGAACUGAAGGCGAGUUCGAUUUGAUUUGCCGGUCUCUAGGGCUUUCUGGACCGGAAGAUUUCGCAAUUCCGGCGGCUGAUUGGGAAGCUCAUAAAGCUUGCUCUCCUACGAAUAGUAAUUAUUUGAUUGGUUCCAGGUUUCGUUGUUUUACUCCGGAUCCAACCAAAGAAUCUCCAGGGAGUGAUUUUCCGGAGACUUCUGAAUCUCCGGCUAGGGUUAGUAAUGACGAGGUCAAGCGUGAUACUGGAUGUUUGAGAUUAACCAAGGAUGAAGAAGCUAGGGUUUUGGUAAGUAAUGGAGGUGAAAUGCGUGGCGGUGAUGUCAGAGUAUUUGGAAUUGGUGAGAUCAAGCGUGUAAACCAGUUGUCGGAAUUUAUUAAUGGUGAUAAAUUGGCUGAUGUUGAAAAAUCUAGGGGUUUGCAUUAUGGUGAUGACACCCGUAAAGCUCCUGAGAAAGGUUAUGUGGAGAGUAAGAGUAUAAUUAAGGGUGUCCGGCCGCCGUUACUUGCUCGUCCUCCUGCUAGGUCACAAGUGAUUGUGGAUAAUCAUGCUUCGACAUGGGAUUUAAUUCGUGGGUUUUCUCCUAGGACUGAUGAAGAGUCGACAUCAGUUGAACCAGUUAGGGUGAUUAGCUCGUUAAUUGAAGAUGCGGUUGCGAUUGUUGGACCUACAGUUGUUGAAGAUGGAGAGCGGAGUGGGACGAUGACAAGAACCAUUGUUCCACAAUCAAUUUUGGAUACAUCCGAUGACGAGGACAAUGCUUACUCUAUGGCCGCAACUGGACUGGAGUAUUUUGUUUCACCUAAUGGAUCGAUCAGGUGCAAUAUCAAAAACUGGCAGAAGGGCGAUUUUCUUGGAAGUGGGUCGUUUGGAACUGUUUACGAAGGCUUCAAUGAAUAUGGGUUCUUUUUUGCUGUGAAGGAGGUUUCAUUGCUUGAUCAAGGAAGCCAAGGAAAGCAGAGCAUUCUUCAACUUGAACAGGAGAUACUUUUAUUAAGUCAAAUCCAACACGAUAACAUUGUUCGGUAUCUUGGAACUGAUAAGGAUGAUGGCAAACUAUAUAUCUUCCUUGAGCUUAUGCCGAAAGGUUCACUGGCAAAUCUCUAUCAAAAGUAUCACCUGCGGGAUUCCCAAGUUUCUACCUACACAAGGCAGAUUUUGAGCGGUUUGAAUUAUCUGCAUGACCGAAAUGUAGUUCAUAGGGAUAUCAAAUGUGCUAAUAUAUUGGUCGAUGUGAGUGGGUCUGUGAAGCUUGCAGAUUUUGGGUUGGCGAAGGCAACCAAAUUGAAUGACAUCAAAUCUUGCAAGGGGACUCCAUAUUGGAUGGCACCAGAGGUUGUUAAUAAUCGGAAGAACAAGGGAUAUGGACUUGCAGCUGAUAUUUGGAGCCUUGGUUGCACUGUGUUGGAGAUGCUGACUCGUAAAGUUCCAUACUCUCACUUGGAAGGGAUGCAAGCAUUAUUCAGAAUUGGCAGAGGUGAACCUCCUUGUAUUCCUAAAACAUUGUCUGGAGAUGCCCGGAGUUUCAUCCUUAAAUGCUUACAAGUUAACCCGAAUGAUCGGCCAACUGCUGCCCAACUAUUGGAGCACCCAUUUGUGAAGACACCAGUCUCCAUGAACCUAAGCCCUGUUUCUCCACUGUGCAGUGGCGUACGGUCACAGAUUCCAAUGAGCCCCCAACGAUGAUAAUGUAAGGAUGAUUUGUGCAGCAGCUGCUAGGAGUAUCAGCUCUGGUUUGAUGUUUCCCUGCUCGAGUUUUGAAAAUAUGUAUUGCCAUCUCUCAUCCUCUUUGGCUGCAUCUCGUGGUCAACGGUAGGUCAUAUGUUGUAACGAUCAACUGUAAAUAGCCGCAUUUGUGGAGUGAUGAUUACGAAAGAGAAAAGUAAGGCCGGUAAUGUUUAGGCGUGUUUCUUAGGGUUUUGAUUGCUCGUGUGGUGAUAGCACUUGUAAAUAUCAAUUGUGCUUCACAGUUUUGUUAUGAUAUGGAAAGUCCAAUUUAUUUACU